AUGGAGUCUAAGUGUGCAGAUGAACAUCAGAUCCGGAAAAAGCUGGGGCAACUGAGAUGUCACUUCACGUGGCAGCUGUUAAUUGAAGACUCCGAGGUGUCUGACUUAGAAGAGAGGAUCUCAGAAGAGAUUCAAUUUCUAGAGACCAGCUACAAUGUGGGAAUUCACAAUCUAUUGGCCUAUGUGAAACACCUACAAGGCAAGAAUGAAGAUGCCCUGGAGUGCCUGGAAGAAGGUGAAAAUUUGUGCCAGAGAGACCAAGCUGAUGAACCAGAUGUGAGAUGCCUGGUGACCUGGGGCAACUAUGCCUGGGUCUAUUACCACAUGGGCAGAUGGGAAGACACACAGAAGUACCUGGACAAGGUGCAGGAGAUUUGCAACAGGUUUGAAGAUUCUUCCCGCUAUAGAGUGGAGUGUCCUGAGAUGGACUGUGUGGAAGGAUGGGCCUUGCUGAAGUGUGGAGGAAAGCACUAUGAACGGGCCAAGGCCUGCUUUCAAAAGGCUCUGGAAGUGGACCCUGAAAACCCUGAAUUCAACACUGGCUAUGCAAUUGUCACCUACCGCCUGGAUCACGCACCCAGAAGACUAAGCAAUAUCAGUGAGGCCUUCUCCCUUCCUCCCCUCAGAAAGGCCAUCAGCCUCAACCCACAAGAUGGGUACCUGAAAGCUCUCCUUGCUCUGAAGCUGCAGGAUGUGGGAGAGGAAGCAGAAGGACAAAUGCACCUUGAAGAAGCUCUGACCCAUGGGUCCUCACAGACCUACGUGUUCCGGUACGCAGCCAAGUUUUACCGCAGACAGGGUCAUCUAGAUGAAGCUCUGAGUAGGAAUGCUGAUGAUCAUCUGAUCAAAGAUGCCCUGGAGCAGCUGAGAUGUCACUUCACAUGGCAGCUGUUCAUUGAUGAUGCUGAAAUACGUGAGUUAGAAAGCAGCAUCUCAGAAGAGGUUCAAUUGCAACCCGAAUACAGUGAGGGACUACACAACCUACUGGGCUACAUGCAACAUCUACAGGGCAGGAAUGACGAUGCCCUGGAUAGUUUGAACAACGCUAGAGAGUCACUCAAGAGAGAGCACAUUGACCAAUCAGAUGUGAGAUGCCUGGUGACCUGGGGCAACUAUGCCUGGGUCUAUUACCACAUGCGCAGAUGGGAAGACACACAGAAGUACCUGGACAAGGUGCAGGAGAUUUGCAACAGGUUUGAAGAUUCUUCCCGCUAUAGAGUGGAGUGUCCUGAGAUGGACUGUGUGGAAGGAUGGGCCUUGCUGAAGUGUGGAAGAAAAAAUUAUGAAUGGGCCAAGGCCUGCUUUCAAAGGGCUCUGGAAGUGGACCCUGAAAACCCUGAAUUCAACAAAGGCUAUGCAAUUGCCGCCUACCGCCUGGAUCACGCAGCCAAAGAACUAAACAAUAUCAGUGAGGCCUUCUCCCUUCCUCCCCUCAGAAAGGCCAUCAGCCUCAACCCACAAGAUGGGUACCUGAAAGCUCUCCUUGCUCUGAAGCUGCAGGAUGUGGGAGAGGCAGCAGAAGGAGAAGAGCACCUUAAAAAAGCUCUGACCCAUGGGUCCUCACAGACCUACGUGUUCCGGUAUGCAGCCAAGUUUUACCGCAGACAGCGUCGUCCAAAUGAAGCUCUGAGGUAUUUAGAAGAGGCCUUGAACGCAACACCCAACUCUGCCUCUCUUCAUCACCAGAUGGGACUUUGUUAUAGGGAUCAAAUGAUCCAAAUAAAGAAGUCUACCAACUGGCAGCCUCAAGACCAGAGCAGAAGAGAUGUGGACAGAUUGAUUCAAUUAGCUAUAGACAAAUUUAAAACGGCUACAACACUAAAGCCCACAUUUGAAAUGGCUUAUGUUGACCUCGCUAAAAUGUAUGCAGAAAUAGGCCAGUACGAAGAGGCUGAGGAACUUUUUCAGAUAGCACUAAGCAUCAGAAACAUCGAGGAUCACAUCCUGCAAGACAUUCAUUACCACUAUGGCCAAUUUCAACAGUAUCAUAGGAAAUCUGAAGACAAAGCAAUCACUCAGUAUUUAACAGGCUUAAGAAUAGAAAAGAUGUCCUAUGCCAGGGAAAAACUCCUCAAGGCUUUACAGAAAGUGGCAGAAAGAUGGGAUAGGCAAGAGGUACGAGUUGUGGAAGCCAAAAGCCUCCUUGGGCUCAUUCACAAAUUGAGAGGAGAGCUGAUGGAGGCCCUGCUGUGUUAUGAGGAGGCUCUGAGGCUGGCUGCUGACCUCAAUGCCAUGUUCUGAAAUGG
This is a messenger RNA of Ochotona curzoniae (black-lipped pika), 2246 nucleotides long. RefSeq names its product interferon-induced protein with tetratricopeptide repeats 1B-like. Gene Ontology annotation, biological process: defense response to virus. Gene Ontology annotation, cellular component: cytosol. Bases 1 to 2241 code for a protein of 746 amino acids. The transcript is spliced from 3 exons. The record is from RefSeq and is a predicted model, not a curated record. Lineage: Eukaryota; Metazoa; Chordata; Mammalia; Lagomorpha; Ochotonidae. Gene Ontology annotation, molecular function: RNA binding; protein binding.